Parasteatoda tepidariorum (common house spider) is the source of this 9208-nucleotide messenger RNA. RefSeq names its product ubiquitin domain-containing protein 2. Lineage: Eukaryota; Metazoa; Arthropoda; Arachnida; Araneae; Theridiidae. Gene Ontology annotation, molecular function: protein binding. The record is from RefSeq and is a predicted model, not a curated record.
GUUCUUGUGCCUCGUCACUAUAAAUGUCUAAUAAAUGACUUCUCUAUUAUUUCUCUCUAGGACCUAGAGAUAUUUGGUGUAUAUAUUUAUUUUUUAUAUUUUCGACAAUUAUUCUGAGAUUCCUUCUCGAAAGCAAAGAAAUUUAAUGAUUAAUGAAACUACAAAAAUUUUUCUUCUUACUUAUAUUUCCUUUUUACAGUUAACAUUCAUUUCAUGGAACACUAACUCGCAUGAAACGAAAUUUUAGUAACAGGUUAAAAUGUAUUAGAACUGCUAUCAAUUUUGUUCAUUCUUGUUGUAAUGGUAACAUAAUGCUUACUCAUCUGUGAUAAUGGGGGGUUGUUUUGGUACACAACAAAGCAGACCUUCCUCUGGUAUUGAAUCUCUGGACGGUACAAGUUUACAUCAAACAAUUACUAUUGGAAAAAAUCAACCUCUAAAGCAUGAGAAGCCCAAAUGGAAAAGUGAUGUGCCUUUAACUGGUGGUCAGCUUCAUAGUAAAAGGGAUGAAUUUUGGGAUACUGCUCCUGCUUUUGAAGGACGAAAAGAAAUAUGGGAUGCACUAAAAGCUGCUGCUUAUGCUGCUGAAACUAAUGAUUUUGCUCUUGCUCAGGCAAUAAUUGAUGGUGCCAAUAUAUCUCUCCCAACAGGAACUUUAAUGGACUGUUAUGAUGAAUUGGGAAAUCGGUAUCAGCUACCUGUUUAUUGCCUGAGUGUACCAAUAAAUUUAGUUGAAGAAACCAAUGAAUCUGAAUCUCCUGCAGCUGAAAGUGAGCCCUGGAGUGAAAGUGGGGAAGAAAUAACUUUAAAAUUUAGGCUCUCUACAUCUGGUAAAGAUACAAAAGUAGCAGUUCGUACUGGAGAAACAGUCUUAGCUGGUAAGAAACGUUUACAAAAUAUUGAAGCUGUUGAUCCUGCAAGACAACGUUGGUAUUUUGGGGGAAGACUAUUACAUGAUAAAAUGAAAAUUGAGGAGGCCAAAUUGCAAAGUGGUUUUGUUGUUCAAGUUGUUUUAACUCCUUUUGACAUUUCUAGUGAUAACCAAAAGCUAUAAAAAAGCACCUCAGUGAGUGAUAAGGUGACCUUAAAGUGAUAGCAAGAUCAUAUGUAUUGGAAAGCUUAUUGCUUUUGUUCUGUAUGAAAUGGCCAAAUUCUAUCUUGUAUUUUUUAUCAAAUUACUUAUUGUUCACUAUGCAUAUUAAACACCAAGUGUGCUUUUUAAUUUGCAUAAAGGGAAAUUUGUUGACAUUAUGUUUGUUAGUUUUUACAAAGUGAAUGAAUUAAUUGUUUUUUUAAUCUUAAAAAUCUCAUGUAAUAUAGUUUUUCAAUUUUAUGUUGCAUUCAGGAUUUUUAAAUAAAAAAUCUUUUGCUAAGGAGUGAUUAUUUAACUAAGCAAAUAAAAUAAUAUUUUUUAACUUCAUUGUAUUCUCUUUAUGCAAAUUUUAUACUUGCAGAAUUUCUUAAUCUGUAACUUAUAAAAGUAUUUUCUCUUAAAAUAUUUACUUUGCAAUUUGUGUACAAUUUAUACUAUGCUGUUUAUUAGUUCCAAAGUACAUAUUUGGUCUUUUACUGGUUAUUUAAUUUGUUGGCCAAUUAGUAUUAAUGCAUUUUAUUAAUAUAACUUAAAUAUUAAUACACAUAAUAUUCACCUUGGAAAUGUUUAACUGCUCAAAAGCUGCCAUUGUUAUGUACCACAUUUGCUUCUAGAAUAACAAUUUGUCUAAAAAUAUGCUAAAAAAAAUGACUGUUACUUUUUAAUAUCAGUUUUUCCUUUUUGUGUGUGUCUUCUUUUUUUCUUUUUUUUUUAAAGAAAAUUUUUUAAUAAAUUAUUAUUAUUGCUUUCUUUUUUAUAUGUUAUAACUCUUGUCACAUAUUUAUCAUUGCUUAUUUUACUAUUUAGUUCAAACGAAACUAAUUAUCACAAAAAAUAUGAUCUCAUUUAAUGGAACAUUUUGGUAUGAGAUUUAAAAUAUCUUUAAAAUUACUCAAUUAUUUGGAAGGAAAAUUUAUUUCUUUAUUCAGAAAAUGAACAAACGUUAAAGAUCUGUUUUGUAAAUCAUUUUCUUCCUUCUCAAAAUUUUUGUCUUCAUAUUUAAAAAGUAUAUCACUGCAAAUUUCUAACUUCUUUUUGGAAUUGGAGACAAUAUUCAUAUUCAGUGGAAUGGUAGAAAAGUUGUCGGAAUCUAUUCUAUAGUGAAUAUAUCACUUGGAAAUAUCUCUGAAGAUCAAGUAAAAGAUAUCUCUUACUAGAUUAUUUUAAAGUUAUUUAUAGUUAUAAUUAUUUUUUUUUCCUUAACAAUCAAGUUAAUGAAGGUUCUUAGACAAUUUCUUGACUUAAAAACCUAACACUAAAUGCUUCUAUUAACAUUCUUUAUAAACUAAUGUUUAUACAGUGUAAUGAGUAAUUUUUCAUUAUUAAUUUCUAAUUAAUAAGGCUAAAAAAAAUUACACCACAUGAAAUUAGUAAAUAAGAAAUACAAUAAAGCAUUAAGUUUCAGCAUAUUUUAAAACAAACAACUUUUAGAGAAACCAUGCUAUUGAAGUCCAUUUGAAUGAAAAAAAAGGUUAAAAAUUAAUGUAUUAUUAUUCAAAAGACCUUGAGUUUAAAGAAAAAUAUAACAAUACUAAAGAAUGUGGUUUAUACCUAGGUUAUACAAUCACAUUAAAAUUGUAGAUUUAGAUAUUGAAAAUAUAGUCCCCGAAACUAAUAAUUAAAGCUAUACAAAUACAUUAUGAAGUUCCUUUUUGGGACGUGUAAUUAAUAGAAGCAUCUAUUUAACAAACAAAAUAAACAAAACUUUUUUUUCAUAAAUAUGUAUGCAUUGUUUUAUUUAUUUAUUUUAUGUUUACAAUUGGUUAAGAAAAUUUUUUUAUUUUUUUCUUCUUACUUCUGUUGCUUCUCUGAUAACUAAACAUUUAUUCUGUCUCAAUAUGCAUAACUAAAAGAGUUGUGUAAAAGACAAGAGCAGUUAAAGAGAAACUUACUUUGAAGAGAAGAAUAAGCUAUGAAUAUUAAUGAGGCUGAAUAUUAGUGUUUGAAAAGAAAAUCAGCAGGUAGAUUUGUUUCACUUUAAACUAUACAUAUUUUUUUUAAAAAAUCUGCACAAUUCUGUUCCUUGUUUUAGUUUUUUCUCUUAAAUCUGAUAACUUUAAUUUUGGAAUACCCUGUUUUUAAUGUUAUUUUCAUCUCAUUCUUCUUUUCAUAAAGAAAAAUAAGAGAAAAAUCUAUCUUUAUUCUUAAAAAAAAUUUUCAAAUUGUCUGCUGGUUCUCAUUUAUUUUUUUAUAAAUAUAUUUUAUCAUACUAGACAUCUUUUAGAGGUCAUUCAGACUAUAAGAAAAUGCUGCAUGAAAUUGACCUUAAUUAUCAUUACUGUCUAUUCAUUAUUUUUUUAUUGAAUCACGCUAACACAUGUUUUGAUGUGUGCAGGACCUGUUAUUCGGAAAAUCUAUAUUCCGAACUUGAUGAUGUCCCGACAGUUCCAGAUAUGGGACUUUCCACUGUAUAUUUAGAAUUUGUAUGGGUUCUUAAAAUACUUUAAUAAAUUCCUAAUUCAAAAGAAAAUAUUUAAGUCUAUAAAAGGUGAAUCAUUUUCUUAGGUGGUUAGUUUUUUUCUUAUCUACCUUUGGAAUUCUAAAAUGUUUCUAUAAAUGAAAAAAUAUCUAAACAGUUCCAAUAUUAACGCAAAAAAAUAUUUUAUUAUUUCAUAUUUCGAUUUAUGUGUAGGCAUUGCUGUAAAAAAUGGGACAUUGUCUACUGAACUUAUAUUCUUGUAGGCCAGAAAAUUAGUGAAAGUCACUAAAUUUUCUGAAAACAUAAAUGAAGUUUAAAAUCAUUUGAGAAACUAAGUUUAUUUCAUUAUGUGCAAGGAAACUAUCAUUGUAUUAAAGCGGGUGGUUUUGAUACAAAUCUUUAACAUGCUAAUUUAUAAAUGAAACUCCUUUCUGGUAUUGGCCGUGAUAUAUUUUAUGUUUUAUUAGUGUAGAAUUUUAUUAUAAUUUUCAUAAUUAUUGUUAUGGAUAUGAAGCUCUUAUUGGUCUAUCAUAGCAUGAAAAGUUAGUUUGAAAGUCUAUCAGAACUUAUAAUUUAAGAAGAAAAAAUUUCUUUUUUAAAACUAUUUUUAUGAAACAAAAAUGUAUUACUGUUAUAUUGCUGUAUGUUUUAUUGUUGCUGUUGCAAGUUCUUUCGCCAUAAACAUUAGCAGAAAUAAUUAAGAAAUGGUUCAAUUUUUUAAAGAAAAUUAUCAGUUAGAAAAAUAUUUUGUUUAAAUCUGACAGUCUUGCAUGUAAUUUAGCUUGUAUGUUUCCUUUCAGAGCAAAUAAGUUUCUUUUAUAAUUUGAAUUAGUGCAUUUGAGAAAGGCUCUUAGAAAAUUGCUGUUGUGCAAACAAAUACCCGAAGAUAAGUACAGUAAAAACUCAAUAUAAUGAGUAUGGUAUACUGUGAGAUAUCCACUAUUACGAAAAGUCACUAUCAAAAUGUUAAUGUUAUAGACACAAAAAUUUUAUAUUUAUAAUCAGUUAAAGAUUAGUAGCAUUUUGUUAUUCGCGACAAAAAAAAUUGGUGGGAUAAACAUUGCAAUGUGUUUUUCUACUGUUAAAAUUAGCCAAAUUAUAUGAAAAUGGACAAAGUAGAAGACAUUUUUAUUUUUGUCUGGUAUAAAUACAAAAAAGUGAAAAAUGAACAUCAUUUCAUCUUGAUCUCUUCUUCUAUCUUAAUUCUUUAUAUCAAUAAAACAUUUUUGGGUAACCACCAGUCAAGUUAUCUUCCUUUUUACAAGAUAAAAAAUCUUUUGCUAUUUCCAAGAAUCAUGUUCCACGUGGGCCUUUUGUGUGUCACUUAUCUACUAUGGCCUUUUAUUUCUUUUCUUCUCUGAAAUUGAAAUCAAUAUUCUGUGUUACGAAUGUCUGUGUCAAAAACACUAGUACAUUAUAACACUUCUUUUCUAUUGCUAUUUUAACAUUUGUGUAAUUGCUUAUUGUUAUAAGCUCGCUAUAACAAUGAUUCUAUUUUGCUAUAGUGAAUUGACAUUAUGAUGUACUUUUACUGUACUCAUUUUCUGGAAAUUGUUGUAUGGUAUAUAGAGAGUGUUUUAUUUUAAUUGCAUGGAGCUAAUUUCUAAGGAAUAUUCCAUUUAAACAAAGUUUAAAUGAUUAAUUGUUUUUUACAAAUGUUAGUGUUGCUACCUUUUCUUGUGAUUGUAAUCUAAUGAGAGUAAAAAGGGUUUUGAGCUGGGUACUUAUUUAAAAAUUAUCAUUCGUAGAAAAGAAACUUAGAUUUUUAUUUUCUUAUGUUUGAUUUCUUGAGUUAAAAGCUGAAACAGAUAUAUCUCUUACAAAUACUGCUGAAAUAUGAAAGUUGACAUGAAGAAAUAUUCAAAAGUUGAUUAUAUAUUAGAUAUGCAAUCAUGUGAAUAACUAAUACCCAAGAAUGCAUUAAAUUCAAUUUCAUAUCAAUUCAAUUUUGUACUUAAGUAUAAGUUUUACCCUUAAUGUGUUUUGUUUUUUACUCUUGACUGUCUACUCAUUUGAUCACUUUUUAUAAUUUUAAUUUUGUAAUUCUCAACUUCAAAGUUCAUAAGUUAAUGAAAAUCCCCAUUACUUCUUUACCAAAAUUGUUUCGUUUGAAUUAUAGAAACUAAAUAUAAUUUUAAAGGUAAGGGAUUGAUUUUGAUUGUGAAUUUCAAAGUUUUAACUUCAAAUAGAUAUUCUAAAAAUCAAAGAACUUGAAAAACUUUUCAACUGAUUAAAAUAUUAAAUGGAAAAUGUGCAGACAGAAGUUUCCAAAUAAAUACAGUGAAACUUAAACAACUCAGCAUCAUUAGAAACAAAAAAAUAGUUUUGAAAAAUUCAACUAAUUGAAAUUUGAACAAAAUAUUUUAAUAUAUUUUUUCUAUAUAAUAAGAAUGUUUUUUUUUUUCCAAGAACAUACUAAAUAUUGUUAAAAGCAAGUUAAUCAAAAAGUAGGUUUAUUUAGUUAGUUUUCAAAAUAUUUGAAUAGAAUUAAAAUAUUAGAAGCUCAUAACAAAUUUUACACCUGUUUAAAUGUUAAAAUUGCUGAGUGCCAAAGAUUAUUUAUUGUAAUUAAACACUCAGAGAUCUGUCUACAGGUCUCACUCCUAAAACAAAAUUGCUCCUUGAAUAAAAAUAAACCUUGAAGCCUACCCCAUUUCAGAUUAAUGGCUACUAGCUUGUAUGGGAAGUAAAGACUGUUGACAAUGCUGACCACAUAUUCAAAAUCAUACUGCUAGUUACGAAAUUGUGGAGCCAAUCUUUCAUGACCCCCUACUCGCAAUGGAUUGUUACAGGAAUGCUUCACUUUUUUUUUUAAUUUAUUGCCCUGAAAGAAAAAUUGCUGAAAAUCAUUAUAGCCCCAUGGUAUCAUUCAGGAUUUUAUAGUAAGUAGAAAAGUCUCUCUUCCAGUUGUUGGUAUUCAUAAUUAAAAAGAAAGAAUGCAACUACAUUUCUUUUUUCAGUCAAAGCUUAAGAUGGUCAUCUUACUUCUUUUUUAAAAUUGUUAUAAUGAUAAUGAAUGAAGAGAACUUCAAACAGCCUCCAGAAGUUAUUGAUCUUGUUUGUAACUAUUAUUUUUUUUGGUUAGUCUUUCUAUUGUGCACCUUAACUGAUGACUAAAUAAAUAUAAAACUUCUCAACUAAAACUUAAAAUUCUUACAGUUUAUUAUUGCUUGGAAGAAUAGGAGUUGCUAAGUAAAAUUGCAUAUGCAUUGCUAAAUGAAGUUGCUUGAUAUACUUCAUAUUAAUAGUAACGAUUUUUAAUGAAUACUUUUUCUAAAUACUUAAAUUAAAUAAACAUCAAUGCUUCAGAAAAAGUCCUUUUAAAUUCAAUAUUUUUGACUGUAUAAAUUUAUUUAAAGAAAUUACUGGAUGGUAUUUCUCUGGAAACAAAUGUUAACUACCAAAAUUUAAUCUCUUAGCGUGCUUUUAAAUCAUCAAUACAAAAAAUUAAUCAAAUUAUUCACCAUAAUGUUGUAUAGGGUUUUGCUGUUAUGCAGCAAAUGGUAGAAUUCUAAAAGGCCUCUGGUCCAAAAGCUGUGAUUCUUUUAAUUUAAAUGCCAAUUUAAACAGCUGAGAAUGAAAACAAAGAAUUUUCGUAACUUUUUUUAAAAAAAAAAAAAACUUCUUUCCUGAGAAUAAAAGUUUUUUUUUUCCAUCCUUGGCAUUUCUAAUUUGUUUUUGUCCCUUAAAGAAACACCAUGUGAUCAGAGUUUCCAUAGACUGAGAGGCGUAAUAGGCAACACUGGGAGCAAAAAAAAUUUCUGUAAUUUUUAUUUUCUAAGACAGGCAUAGUUGCCAUAUAGCAAUAAAUUUUUAGAACAGGAUGGUUCCUUUUACAAAUGAUACUAUUACAUGAUUUAUCAAUCAUAAAAAAAUUUUCUUACAUUUUUCUAUCAAUCAUGAAUUCACUUUAUCUUUAUAUAUAUAUUACGUAAAAGUAUCUAACAAAAAAUAGGUGGCAGAUUCCCACCCUUAUUGUGCCUUUCAAAAUUAUUCUUAAUUUUACAAUAUUUUAUGUGUGAUUUAAGUUACACUUGAAAUGUAUAAUGAAUGUAUUAAGUAUUAUAGUGUAAGUCUUCAUAAAAACUUUUACAGUAAUGUGCACAUAAUAAUUAAUUUUUCGCUAACUACUGUUAUUUAUUGGUAUAAUAUAGAUUAUGGAGGAAAAUUUAUUUAAACCUAAUACUUCUUUCUUUAAAUUAGUAUGCAAUACCACAGCCUCAACUUUACUCAAGUUAGACAAAUCUUCAUUAAUAAAAAAGAUUUUUGCUUAUAACUGUGAAAAGUAACAUAAUUUAAUAGCUCCUUAGAUCUGAGAAUCUAAAAUGAAUUUUCUUUAUGAAAUUUAAAAAAAAAAAAAAAAUGCAUUCUUUGGCAAAAUGUAACAAUGUUCGAUAUUCUUAAACUAUGUUGUUUUUAUUUUAUAAUGGGAAUUUUUUAUUUGCUUUCCUUAUUUUAAUCUCUCUCUCUCUCUUUUUUUUGUUGUAUGCUUUACAUUUUGACAUUGAAAACUAAGCGACACAUAAUUGUAAUUUAUCCCAUGGCGGCAGAAUAAUAUCCUAUGACAACAUAUGUUCAUUCUAAUUACAAGUUCUGAAUUGUAAAAAUUUCUAAUCUAUGGUGGAAAUGGGUUGUAUGAAAAUGAGUAACACGAAAAGUGUUACUUUAGCAAAACUAAGACAUGGAUAGACAGCCCAUUGCACACAUCCCACAGAAAUUUUGUCUAAACCUGUAAAACCCUUACUACUGAAAUCAUGUUUAAUUUUAGACAUUUGUACCAAUGAGUAAUUUUCCAAAUUUACAUGAUUUGGCUGUCAGAAUUGUAGUAGAUUUCAAUUCAAUGCAUGAUAAAUAUAUUAUCUGUGGUGAACCUAAUGAAACCAAAAUUAACUGAUAUGUGCCUAAAGCACCUAAUUUUGUUACUAUCUUCAAGAACUGGUUCUAAUAUAGAUGAUGUAAUACAACAACCUCCUUAAUUGCUGUUUUAUAUUUUUUUGAGAAUUAAUAGCUUCAAAUUAUUAAUUUUUAUUUUAUAUUUAACCUAAGUGGCUGAACCAAAGAAGGGGAAGAAGGCUAGCUUCUGUAGAUAUAAGGUAAGCCUGUCCCCUCAGGGGUUGAUAUGGCUCCUGAGUAUAAGGGAAAAGUAACAUUUAGGGACACAGCAGCAAUGGUGUUUGAAGCUGGUUUGCACCCAUCUCCCUCCCCCCUCCUUACCACUAUCAGGGAAAGGGAAGAAAAGGAAAGUUUUCUCUUUUUAUUUAUAAUUGGUUUAUUAAUGCAUUUUUUGCACUAUUUUUAAACAGUACUGUACUACUUAUUUAGAUAUUUCUUUGAAAGUUCAUUUUUAUCAUCCAUGUUUAUUAAAUUUGCUGCACGUUUUGCAAUAGAACAAAAUAAUAAAAUGGUGGGAGACAACCUUCUCAGCCAUAGAUAUGUCAGAUGAUAUACUUCCUGGCAAUCUCUUUGCUUUUUGUGCGUAUGCAUUCAAUUUUAGUAUUAUGCUCUGAGUAUGCUGCUCUUGUAAGCUGUUUUUCUGGUGUAGCACAAAUUCCCUUUGCUAAUUAUGUAUACAAAGAGCUAGACUUCUCCCUUCGAUUUUCUUUGAACUUUUUAAAUAUUUGUUAAAACUAAAACCUAAGUUUAUACUGCUGUUUAUGUAUUAUAUUAUUUUUUAAAUCUUGUUCUCAGAGUUACAU